AUGGUUAAGAAGAGAGUUCGCGAUCCGGAAGAACUUCCUGAUGCGCCUGUUCACAGCGCAGGAGAGGACAAUGAGAAUGAUAGUGGAAGUGAUGGCGAAGAUAUCCUGAACGUCGAUUUCGAAUGGUUUAAUUUCCGGGAGAUAGAUUUCCACGGGGUCAAGAGUCUGAUUCGACAAUUGUUCGAUGUGGAUAGUCAGUUGUUGGAUCUGAGCGGAUUGGCGGAUGAGGUGGUCGCGCAGGAUACGAUUGGUAGUACGGUGAAGGUGGAUGGGGAGGGCACGGAUGCGUAUGCGUUUAUGACGGUUUUGAAUGUGCAGAGGGGGAAUCGGGAGGGGGGGGUGUUGAGUGAGGCGGUGAGGGGCUUGAAGGGGUAUUUGGAGAGUCAGGUGAAGGAGGGGGGGAAGAUUCAACAGGUGUUGAAGGGAAGUGAGGAUGUGGGUGUGGUGUUGGCGGAGAGGUUGAUUAAUGUGCCGUCGGAGGUGGCGCCGCCGAUGUAUGGCAUGCUGGUGGAUGAGAUCGAGGCGGCGGUGGAGGAUAAGGAACCGUAUGCUUUUGAGUAUUAUUUGGUGGUGUCGAGGGGGUAUCGAGAGGUGGAAUCGAGGUUGGAUCGGGAGGAGCAGGGUCCGAAGAGUAAGAAGAGUAAGGGGAAGGGAAAGGCGAGUGCGGAGGUGUUUUAUUUUCAUCCAGAGGAUGAGGUGUUGAAGAGAUUUAGCUGUGCGUAUGAGGAAUUUGAGUAUAAGAAGGAUGAGGGGGAGGGCAUGGCGGAUAGUAAGAGGGCGUUCCAGGAAAUGGGGAUUAGAGCGGUGGGAGAAUUGAUCUUGAUUGAGAAGGCGAAGUGGGAAGAAUGUGUUAAAGCUUUGGGGGAAUAUUUGGGUGCGCCUAAUUAA
Botrytis byssoidea is the source of this 888-nucleotide messenger RNA. RefSeq lists its product as uncharacterized. The transcript is spliced from 2 exons. Gene Ontology annotation, cellular component: nucleus. Lineage: Eukaryota; Fungi; Ascomycota; Leotiomycetes; Helotiales; Sclerotiniaceae. The record is from RefSeq and is a predicted model, not a curated record. The coding region runs from base 1 to 888 and encodes 295 amino acids.